Molecule: messenger RNA, 5751 nt
Organism: Rhinolophus ferrumequinum (greater horseshoe bat)
Lineage: Eukaryota; Metazoa; Chordata; Mammalia; Chiroptera; Rhinolophidae
Gene: SORCS2
Product: sortilin related VPS10 domain containing receptor 2
Exons: 27
Coding region: 1-3471 (1156 amino acids)
Cellular component (GO): membrane
Molecular function (GO): protein binding
Source: RefSeq, a predicted model, not a curated record
AUGGCGCACCGGGGGCCCCCGCGCGCCCCGAAGGGCCCCAGCCCCGCCACCCAAGCCCGGAGCCCCGGAGCGCCGCCGCCGCCGCCGCGUUCGCCGCGCUUGCGGCCGCUCCUGCUGCUGCUCCUGCUGCUGGCCGCCUGCGGGGCGGCGGGGCGCUCCCCUGAGCCGGGUCGCCUGGGUCCUCGCGCCUGGCUGACCCGGUCGCCGCGGAGCCCGCCCGCGGGGCGCGCGCUGCCCGGUGACGGCGAGGAGUGGCAGGCGCGCGGCGCGGAGUCCGGCGCCCGGGGUCCCGCUCGGGGUCCCGGAGAGGACGGCGCCCCCGCCGCGGGCCAGGGGCGCCGGGCGCGGGCGGCGCCAGUGACCGGCGCGGCUUCGCCGGCGCAGGUCUCGCUCAUCAGUACGUCGUUCGUGCUCAAGGGGGACGCGACGCACAACCAGGCGAUGGUGCACUGGACGGGCGAGAACAGCAGCGUGAUCUUGAUCUUGACGAAGUAUUACCAUGCGGACAUGGGGAAGGUUCUGGAAAGUUCUCUGUGGCGGUCGUCGGACUUCGGGACGUCCUAUAGCAAACUCACCCUCCAGCCCGGCUUCACCACCAUCAUCGACAGCUUCUACAUUUGCCCGACCAACAAGAAGAAGAUCAUCCUCGUGAGCUCGUCGCUGGGCGACCGGGACGACAGCCUGUUCCUCAGCACAGACGAGGGUACCACCUUCCAGAAGCAACUCAUCCCCUUUUCUGUGGAGACACUGAUUUUCCACCCCAGGGAGGAGGACAAAGUCCUGGCUUACAGCAAGGAGAGCAAGCUCUACGUGUCAUCUGACCUGGGGAAAAAGUGGACACUUCUGCAGGAGCGAGUGACCAAAGACCACGUGUUCUGGGCCGUGUCUGGGGUGGACGCUGACCCUGACCUGGUCCACAUGGAGGUCCAGGACCUCGGAGGAGGGUUCCGCUACGUCACCUGCCAGAUCCACAACUGCUCCGAUCAGGCACUGAUGGCGCCCUUCGCCGGCCCGAUUGACCACAGCUCCCUAACCAUGCAGGACGAUUACAUCUUCUUCAAGGCCACCUCAGCCAACCAGACCAAAUACUACGUCUCGUAUCGUCGCAAUGAAUUUGUCCUGAUGAAGUUGCCAAAGUACGCGUUGCCAAAGGAUCUGCUGAUCAUCAGCACGGAUGAGAGCCAGGUGUUCGUGGCGGUGCAGGAGUGGUACCAGACGGACACCUACAACCUGUACCAGUCGGACCCGCGUGGCGUGCGUUAUGCCCUGGUGCUGGAGGACGUGCGCAGCUCCCGGCAGGCCGAAGAGGACGUGGUCAUCGACAUACUCGAGGUCCGUGGGGUGAAAGGAGUCUUCUUGGCAAACCAAAAAGUCGAUGGGAAGGUGGUGACCCUUAUAACCUACAACAAGGGCCGCGACUGGGGUCACCUGCGGCCACCCAGUGUGGACAUGAACGGAAAACCCACCAACUGUAAGCCUCCGGACUGCCACCUCCACCUCCACCUGCGCUGGGCAGACAACCCCUAUGUGUCGGGCACCGUGCACACCAAGGACACCGCCCCGGGCCUCAUCAUGGGUGCAGGUAACCUGGGCUCACAGCUGGUGGAAUAUAAGGAAGAAAUGUACAUCACGUCAGACUGUGGGCACACGUGGCGGCAGGUGUUCGAGGAGGAGCACCACAUCCUGUACCUGGACCACGGCGGCGUGAUCGUGGCCAUCAAGGACACCUCCAUCCCCUUGAAGAUCCUCAAGUUCAGCGUAGACGAGGGUCUCUCCUGGAGCACGCACAACUUCACAAGCACCUCCGUGUUUGUGGACGGGCUGCUGAGUGAGCCGGGGGAGGAGACGUUGGUCAUGACCAUCUUCGGCCACAUCAGCUUCCGCUCCGACUGGGAGCUGGUCAAGGUGGACUUCCGGCCGUCGUUCACCAGGCCGUGCGGCGAGGAGGACUACAGCUCCUGGGACCUCACCAACCUGCAGGGUGACCGCUGCCUCAUGGGCCAGCAGAGGAGCUUCCGGAAGAGGAAGCCCACGUCGUCGUGCGUCAAGGGGAGGAGCUUCACGUCGGCACUCAAGUCCCGCGUGUGCGAGUGCCGGGACUCGGACUUCCUCUGCGACUACGGAUUUGAGCGCUCCCCGUCCUCGGAGUCCGAUGCCAACAAGUGCUUUGCCAACUUCUGGUUUAACCCCCUGUCCCCCCCAGACGACUGUGUCCUGGGCCAGACGUACGCCAAUAGCCUCGGGUACCGGAAGGUGGUGUCCAACGUGUGCAAGGGCGGCGUGGACCUGCGGCAGGGACUGGCACAGCUGCAGUGCCCGCUGACGCCGCCCCGGGGCCUGCAGGUCAGCAUCCUCGGCGAGGCGGUGGCCGUGCGGCCCGGCGAGGACGUCCUGUUCGUGGUGCGACAGGAGCAGGGCGAUGUUCUGACCACCAAGUACCAGGUGGACCUCGGAGACGGCUUCAAGGCCAUGUACAUGAACCUCACGCUGACCGGGGCACCCAUCCGCCACCGCUAUGAGAACCCCGGCGUCUACCGUGUGUCUGUUCGGGCGGAGAAUAUGGCAGGGCAUGACGAGGCGGUGCUCUUUGUCCAGGUCAACUCCCCCCUGCAGGCUCUCUACCUCGAAGUGGUCCCUGUCACUGGCAUCAAUCAGGAGGUGAACCUCACAGCCGUGCUGCUGCCCCUGAACCCCAACCGCACUGUCUUCUAUUGGUGGAUUGGCCACAGCCUGCAGCCCUUGCUGUCCCUAGAUAACUCUGUGACAACGCGGUUUGUCAACACCGGGGACGUGCGUGUGACAGUGCAGGCCGCCUGCGGGAACUCAGUGCUACAGGACUCCAAGAUUGUCCGCGUGCUGGAUCAGUAUCAGGUAGUGCCUCUGCGCUUUUCCCAGGAGCUGGAUGCACAAAACCCCAACACCCCGGAGUGGAGAGAGGACGUCGGCCUGGUGGUCACCCGGCUCCUGUCCAAGGAGACCAGCGUCCCCGAGGAGCUGCUGGUGACCGUGGUCAAGCCGGGGCUGCCCACCGUGGCCGACCUGCACGUGCUGCUGCCCCCGCCCCAGCCCACAAGGAAGAGAAGCCUCCCAAGUGACAAGAGACUCGCGGCCAUCCAGCAAGUGCUGACCGCACAGAAAAUCAGCUUCCUCCUGCGGGGCGGGGUCCGCGUCCUGGUGGCCGUGAGGGACGCGGACACAGAUUCUCAGAGGCUGGGACAGAGCAGCAGCUACUGGGUGGUGGCUGUCCUCUUUGUCAUCGGACUGUUCGUGGUGGCAGCCUUCAUCCUCUACAAGUUCAAAAGGAAACGGCCCGGCAGGACCGUGUAUGCCCAGAUGCACAAUGAGAAGGAGCAGGAAAUGACCAGCCCGGUCAGCCACAGCCAGGGCGUCCAGAGCGCCACCCAGGGGAACCACUCAGGCGUGGUCCUGAGCAUCAACUCCCGUGAGAUGCACAGCUACCUGGUGAGCUGAUGCCCGCGGAGCCCGAGCCCAGAACAGUCUCCUCUGUCGUUUCGUCCCCGUGGAGGGCACAGAACCACAGAUGUGGCCGCCACUGGUGCUGAGACUGGCAUCCCCUCAGAGACCUGCGGAAAAGCCACCUCCAGCUAUCCCCAUGUGAGGCGACAAAUGCCCCGCCCCCACUGUCCAGUCCCAGCCCACCCAGCCCACAGGACACAUGGGGGGCCAGCUGACUCCUGCCCUCCCUGGACACCAGGCCCUCGGCACCACCCAUGGCCUCCACCCUGACUCUGGGUACGCCUCUACCCCUGGGUCCUGGGCCGCUGCCCUGGCUGUCCCACACACGUGGCCCAGCCCGAGGCCUGACCUCUGGUGGCCAGUGCUGGUACCCCUGGGACAGGGAGCUGAGCCGACCCUCCCAGAACCGCAGACACUCGGCCCGCAGGCUCCUGCCACCGCAAAUGGACACCGGGGGCCUGCUUUCUCCUCAGAAGCUCCUCCCCAGGGAGACGGCUCCUGCCCCUGGAUGUCCCUCUUUCUGCAGGGGUUCAUCCCCCAGAGUCUGGAAAGCUGUGACCAGGCCCCCCCCACCAUCCUCCAUUCCUCCUGCUGUCCCUCCUCUUUUUAAACUGCAGAUAAUGUAAAUACCUCUCCAGGUAGCUGUUUAUUUUUAACUUCUUAUUUUUAUGGCCAGAUGGUAGCCAUCUGGGUUGUUUUGUCAGAGCCCCACUCUCAGGAGCCCCUUUACCAGAAUGCCCGGGGCUGCCCCUCUGCUUCUGCUGGCAGGGUCUCUUCCCUGGGUCCCAGAGGGGCAAAGGCUGGCCCUGGCUUUCCCCCUGCGGGGGGCCACGGAAACCUGCACUAACACAGCCAACCAGUAGGAGGCGCCCUUCUGCAGGCCCACCUCCUCCCAGGAGCAGUGUGGGACCUGCCUACAGAUGCGACGUCUGUUGUCCUUCCUUAUAGCUUCAGGGACCCGUGUGAAACCCUAGAACCAGAAAGGUUUAGGAUUGGAGAGCCAGGAGGGCCAUCCAGGAGUGAGCCCCUCAUUUUGAAGAUAAGCCAAGGCCCAGAGAGGGGGUGACUUAACUUUCCCAAGGUCACACAGCAAAAGGGUAGCAGAGGUGCCCCAGGAACCAGCCCUCUGUGCCCCACGCCGUGCGAGUCCACUCACACAAACAUGCCUAGAAUCAGGGACGCUGGCCUCCAGCUACACACAUGAAUCCAGAGUGGGAGCCUCACCUUUUGCCUUGAAACCGGAAGUCAGUCUUCCCCUGCCCACCCCAGGCAGGGCUCUCAGGUGGCCUGGCCUUUCCUGGAGGUGGGGAACACCAGAGUCCAGGCCAGCAACUGCUGGCCUGGAAUGAAGCCUGGGGGACAUUAACCCAUCUUCCCUGUGGGAGGGGAGGCCCAGGGGUGACACCUCGCACACAGAACCGCCCCCAGCACUUGGGAGUGGGGGAUCCCUCGAGUCCAGUGUUCCCAUGUCGCAAAUGGGGACUCAGAUCACAGGGUGGAAGGGGUCAUGGGGCCAGGCAGUGGUAGUGGCCUCUCCCCACCAUUCCUGCCCACCCGCGGGGGCUCCUGGGUGCCCUCUCCAGAGGUCACCCUGCAAGUUGUUCUCAAGACCCUCCUUGGGGACAAGCUGGGCCCAGGGCAUGGAGCUGGCAAGGAUGGUGUGGAAGAGUCUGGGUUCUCUGGACCUUUGCCACAGGACUCCCUUCCCCACCCAGCCCUCGUGAAGUCUCCAAAGACCCCUCGGGGGAGCCUGUGGCCUUCUGCCCCACAGCCUUUCCCGUGAGUCAGCACACAAUCCAGGCCCAAGCUCAAGGUCAGCACGGAGUCCCCUUGACACAGCCCCCCACUCACCAGUGCCUGCGGGUAACCAGCCCUUUCACCUUCUCUGACCACUCAACUUCAUUCUCUCUGCUGUUUGGGUAGGGUUCUCCCCUAGUUAUUUGUGUUUUUCUUGUAUUUUAUGUCAUUAGCAAGAAUAUUUUGGGUGUGAGGACCCAAGAACCUGGGAAUAAGGUGGCAUCUGAGGUACCCUAUGCUUUUCCAUGCCCAUAAUCAUAUAGAGCGACACGUAGGUCCAUGGAUUUAUCUGGUUAUACAUCGGAGAGCCUAUAUAUUUGAUGACAGGUACAUACAGGUACCUGGGUGUAAGAUGCAACCUGCUUCGGGCAGCUGAGGUUUCAUUUGACCCAGUUACGCCAUACUUGGUAUAUGCACAUAACAAAAUGUGAUAAAUUCUAUCUUAUUUUUCCUUUUUAAAAUCAAUAAAUCAUUUGU